AGAAGAAGAAGAAGAAGAAGAAGAAGAAGAAGAAAGUAUUAAUAGUAGUAACGUAGUUGUUUGCCUUGAUUUAGACCGUUGAGACAUUUGAAUCCGCAAACUCCUUCGAGUUGUUGAGAAUUCUGUCCAGGCAGUUGCCUAGUAGCAAACAGCAUUUUUUGGUGGUCGUAGUAUAUGUCGCCGCCAUAUUGGACCGGGCUACGUCUCAGAAGAUUAACGUUUGUCUGGAAAAGAAAUGCCUGACUCGUGUGCAGCUUGGGGCUGUAAAAACCGUCGAACAGCCCAAUCCAGAUCUCUGGGAAUUACCUUUCACAAGUUUCCCAAAGCGAAAGAGGUGAGGAAGCAGUGGGAAAUAGCUGUAAGAAGGAAAGGUUUUUCCGCCAGUCGGUCCUCCGUGCUCUGCAGUGAGCAUUUCAAGCGGCAGGACUUUGACAGCACAGGACAGACUGUCAGGAUUAGAGAUGGAGCUCAACCAUCUGUCUUCAAUUUCCCAAAACAUCUACAAAGACCAGUGGCAACCAGGACAACAAAAACCUCAAGGAAGGCUGAAGAGAAGCUGUCAGUGGAAUCUUCUCCGCUUUUGAAAGAGACUGAACCUCUCAACGUUGACCACUCCUAUGCAUUGCCUUCAUCUCCCACUGAUCUUAAGGCCAGACUCAGUGAAGCCUUGGCUAGGGUGGAGAGUCUGGAGCGAGAGAUGAGGAACGUGAAGGACCGAGAACGGAGGGCAAAGAAGAUGGUGCAUGGUCUUCUGGAAGAUCUGAGGAGGAAUCGCCAAUCCCCCUGUUUUGUAAAAAUAAAGCAUAACUUGUACAGGACAAAACGUAGAAACUUGCACAUCAGGUAGAGCCUAGAGCUUUUUUUGUUGUUAUGAAUGAGGUUCUAUUUUUUUUAUUUUUUUUACUUACUUAUACCAAAAUCUUAGUUUUCUGGAUGUCUUGUGGAGGGAGGACAUAACUGCUGUAAGAAGCACAGGAUCAGUCUGUUGUGGUGUUAAAAAUAUAAUAUGUAAUAUUUGUGCAUUAAAAUGUCUAAAAUAGACUACCUAUGGUAUAUAUUUGUAUAGUGUACUCUAAUCUUAGGUAAGGAUUGACAUGUGGAAUAUAUUGUAACAUUGUGUCUUUAGCUGCUGGCUAAUGUUAGCUUGCUUGCUCGAUAACUGGUCAGCUACCACCUCAAAUAAAAUGUGGGAAACACUGCAGCUAUUCGAUUAGAAUGACAUGACAUUAGUUAACAAUCGUAAGUGUAAAAACCUUUUAAUAGAUGAACUCGUCCGUGAACAGAUGCAUUUUAAUCUGCAACGGUGGUACACGAAGACAACUCCCAUGAUCCCAUGCAACUUCACAACAUCAUCAAAAGUCUGUUUAAAUUAUAGCAUGUAAAGAUUUGUAAUUAUAUUUUACAGUCCAUGGUUUUGAUAGAGAGACUCCUAGUGGCAGAAAAUUACACUAUUCUACAUUUAAUAUAUGCUGUUUUUAAUCCCAUAUUUUUGAGAGGGAACAGAGAGCCCUCCGCCUUUUUAACCAGCCAAAUGUCUUCACUACUUAUUUUCCCAUCAAUAUGCAUAUCUGUUUUUAUUGCUGCUGUUAACCCCAAAACAGCAAAAAAUGCACUACUGUUUUUUUUUUUUUCUUGUGUAGUAUAAAGGGACUACAACUGUAUUUAGUUGUGCAACCCUGUGUUGUACAAUGACAAUAAAUUAACCUUGAAUCUUGCAA
Perca fluviatilis (European perch) is the source of this 1718-nucleotide messenger RNA. RefSeq lists its product as uncharacterized. NCBI's taxonomy places the organism in Eukaryota, Metazoa, Chordata, Actinopteri, Perciformes, Percidae. The transcript is spliced from 4 exons. The record is from RefSeq and is a predicted model, not a curated record. Bases 236 to 847 code for a protein of 203 amino acids.